Messenger RNA from Mercurialis annua (annual mercury), 1574 nucleotides. RefSeq lists its product as uncharacterized. Gene Ontology annotation, biological process: phosphatidylinositol phosphate biosynthetic process; protein localization to plasma membrane. Gene Ontology annotation, cellular component: plasma membrane. The coding region runs from base 77 to 1378 and encodes 433 amino acids. NCBI's taxonomy places the organism in Eukaryota, Viridiplantae, Streptophyta, Magnoliopsida, Malpighiales, Euphorbiaceae. The record is from RefSeq and is a predicted model, not a curated record. The transcript has a single exon.
UACCCAAUUACGCCGUCUCCACGUUACAGAAACGUUGUAGACCCAUUUCUCCAUUCUUCAAAACAGUCCUCCAACAAUGGACUUCGCCACCAACAAGAUGGCCACCACCACCACCAACUACUCCCCUUCCUCCUCCUCCACUUCCACCUCCUCCACUCCCCACCCAACCACCACCACCACCACCACAACCGCCACCUCCUCCGAUCCAAUGCAUUCCUGGUGGGAAUCAAUCUCCAAAGCCCGUUCCCGUAUCCUCUCCCUCUCCUCCCUCCUCCCAUCAGAUCCUCACUCUUCCUUCUCCAUCUCCUCACUCGCCGACUCCGAUCGUCCCGCCCUCUCCUUCCUCUCUUCAAUUGAAGCCUACAAUCUCCUCUCUUCAGCUCUCUCAAACCCUGGUUCUGGCUCCGGUUCUGACCCGCUCUGUCAAUGGCUUUACGAAACGUUUCUAUUACAGGAUACCCAUCUCCGGUUCGUUGUUCUUUCUUUUAUUCCUCUGCUUCUGGGUUUGUAUUUGUCGAGAAUUCACUCGUCUGAUUCUGCCUCAAGUCCUUCACUUGCUGGGUUUGAAGCUGUUCUUCUUGCUAUUUACUCCUCUGAAGCUAAAGCCCGCGGCGGUAAGGCCGUUCUUGUUCAAAUUCCUGAUCUUUCUCAGCCUUCUCUUUACCAUACUCCUCGUACUAAGGUUAGUUCAACUGGGUUGUCGAGUGUCGGUCCGUCUGUUGGAGUUUUGUCUCCUCCUCUUGAGCCUCAGAUUGCUGUUAAGUCUACUAAACGGCCCAUUAUUGUUGGUGUUGUUCUUGAUUGUUAUUUUAAGCAGAUCUCUCAAAUGCCCAGUUGGUCUAAAGUUGAAUUGUGUACAUUUGCUGCUUCUUGGGCUGGUCAGGAUUGUGUCUGUAAAGAUAAAUUAGAUGUUGCUAAAGAAAUUCAUGUCGGAAUUGGUAAUGGGAAUGGAUACUUUUUAGAGAAUAAUGGAUAUGAGAACAAUGGGUAUGAGAUUGAUGAUGCUGUUGACGAAAUGGAGAAAUUGUCGAUUCAAAGAAAUGACGGUACUGAGGAAGCAGAGGCAAAAGGGGUGCGAAUCCCGUUACCUUGGGAGAUUUUGCAGCCGUUGUUGAGAAUUUUAGGACAUUGUUUGUUGGGGAUGUUGAAUUCUCAAGAUGUUAAAGAUGCAGCAUCUGUGGCAGUUAGGAGGCUGUAUGCUAGGGGGUCUCAUGAUUUGGCUCCGCAGGCUAUAUUGGCGACACGGAGUCUUAUUCAGCUUGAUAAUCGAGCUCGUGAGGCUGCUAAGCUGGCAGCAGCAGCUUCUGCUAAUGUUUCUUCCAAUGUUAACACACCAAGUAAAGCUAAGAAACCAGAAAUUCUUUUGGUUUCGAAGUAGGCUGUGACGGAUUUGCUUGGAAGGUAAUUGAUAAUCUAUGGCCAAUUAUAGUUAGUUGUAUGGUGUUGUAUUUGUAUCUGAUGUACAAGAGAUUAUCUGUACAAAUGCAUGAUAGUGUUUGCUUCUACUCUUCUUAUUGCUAUGUGAGUUCUUUUUAUAUCGGACAUUCUUAUUAAUACAAUUUUAUUUUCCUUUA